ACAUUGAUGUUCGCGAACACGACCAAUUAAAAGAAUACCCAUGAUGCAAAGCGGUUUAUCACAUUGGAAGCAAUCGCUCAGCCUGUACAGGAGUGUCAAAUUCAAGUAUGGCGCUUCAUAAACUAUUCCGUCUGUCCUCGCUGUUCCGCUCCGCGGUGUCAUUGACACUGCGCAGGAAUGUCGGCCUGUCUGCUGUCCUCUUCAACCGGGCCAAGGACCUGGACCCUAUCCAGAAACUAUUCCUAGACAAGAUCCGCGACUACAGCACCAAGAGCAAGGCUGCAGCAGGUGGGAUCGUUGAUGCAGGCCCCUCCUAUGAAAAGGGUGUCUCAGAGGAGAUCACCAAACUGCAGAGGUUAUAUGGGACCGGUGACCUCACCAAAUUCCCUGACUUCAAAUUUACAGAGCCCCAGCUGCAGGAAGUGGCCAAGUGAACACUGGCCAUGAUGACGUUGUCUCUGUCCUACAUGUCACCAUUAUAAUGUACUAUUUAAUAAAGGAUGUUGGAUUAAAUGUGAA
This is a messenger RNA of Coregonus clupeaformis (lake whitefish), 519 nucleotides long. RefSeq names its product ATP synthase peripheral stalk subunit F6 (gene atp5pf). Gene Ontology annotation, molecular function: proton transmembrane transporter activity. The record is from RefSeq and is a predicted model, not a curated record. Gene Ontology annotation, biological process: proton motive force-driven ATP synthesis. The coding region runs from base 108 to 434 and encodes 108 amino acids. The transcript has 4 exons. Lineage: Eukaryota; Metazoa; Chordata; Actinopteri; Salmoniformes; Salmonidae.